CGAUGCUCAAGUACCAGAAGUGGCUCGCCGCGUUCGUCGUGCUGCUGGCGCUGUGGCUUCUGCUGCUGCGGUACGCGACCGAGACCGUGCAGGACCCGCGCAUGGUGCAGGUGGUGACGGCGCUGCCCAUGUACGCGCUCGUGUCCUUCGGCGCGUACUCGCUGGCUGUGAUCGCGCUGUCCGUCAUGGCGGUGCAGGACUUCCCCGAGGCGGCCAAGGAGCUCGACCGGCAAGUAGUGGAGGCCAAGGCAGAUCUGACCAAGAAGGGAUUCAAGUUCUAGAGGCUGCAGGAGGGACAAGAUACGCGUGGAGAGGCGAGCCAGCGUGGUGCAGCGCGGCGGAACGAAGAAACCCGCCUUCAGCGCGUGCUAUACAGCUCGGAUUGCAGUGAAUGGAGGCUCCUCCUGAUCGCAA
Molecule: messenger RNA, 414 nt
Organism: Phytophthora sojae
Lineage: Eukaryota; Oomycota; Peronosporomycetes; Peronosporales; Peronosporaceae
Exons: 1
Biological process (GO): GPI anchor biosynthetic process
Cellular component (GO): endoplasmic reticulum membrane; dolichol-phosphate-mannose synthase complex
Source: RefSeq, a predicted model, not a curated record